AUGAGUAAUGUACAACUGCUCAUAGCUGAAUUUACAAAUUUAUCUUCGGAAUCUAAGAAGAGAUUCGCAGAUGUGAGACAUGCAUCUGACACUUCCAUAAAAUUAUUAAAAUCAACUACACAAUUGAGUGAUCAAAAUAUACAACUACAGUUGACUAAUACCUUGAUUUUAGCAUGCGAAACUGGAAAUCUUAAAAUCAAUAGCAUUGCAAUUCCAAUUAUACAAAAACUACUAAACAAUCACUUCAUACCUGAUGAAAAACUCAACAUUUUGAUAAAAACACUAACAGAAUCGUCACAUUUGGCUGUUGAAAUACAAUUGAAAAUACUACAAUGUCUACCGUCUUUUAUGUUGGUAUAUAAGUCAAACAUGUCAGGAUCCACAUUGCUAGGUAUACUAAGUAUUUGUUCAAACUUAACUACAUCAAAUAAAUCACCUAUAGUCUCAAAUGCAGCUUCAGCUACAUUACAACAAUUAUUUACCAAUAUUUUUGAUAACAUUAACGACUCCCAGACAACUGGAGAUAGAAAUGUGAAAAUAGAUAACAAUCAAUCAUUGAAAGUCGAUACUUUAUCAUAUGAAGGUUAUUUAAUUUUUCAAGAUUUAAAUCAAAUUUUAAUUAAUAAGAAACCAGAAUAUUUUGGUAACUCAAUUCACCUAAAAAGUCAAGCAGCAUUAGAGAUAAUUGAAAGCAUAGUCAAUGGUCAUCAAAAUUUAUUCAGCAAUCAUAAAGAGUUGUCAUAUUUAUUAAGAAGUCAAACAGUUCCUGCAUUAUUAAAAAUUUUAAAUUCACCUACUAAACAUUAUCCUUUAAUUCUAAGAGCAUUAAGAAUUAUACAAAUAUUGCUAACUACACAACUCAAUAGCCUAGAAAUUGAAAUCGAAAUUAUCUUGUCCUAUUUAAAUCAUUUAUUAUUAGAUGAUGCAGAUUCAAAUGGAGAAGCAUUUACUCCAGAUUGGGAAAAAGUUUUAAUUCUAGAAAUGUAUAAUUAUUUAUUUUCAAAUUUCGAUUCUAUUAAAUCAAUUUAUGAAAAAUAUGAUCAUGAUAAACUGAAGAAGGAUGUUUUGAAGGAGUUAUUCACCGUUUUAAGUACGUUUUUUGCUAAUGAUAAUCAAUAUUUGAACGACAUUGUUAGGCCCUUUUCAAGACCAAGCAUAGAAACUAAUUCUAAUGGAAACCAGGGAUUGAACUCACAAAACUUCAUAUCUGUUGAAAAUUCAAGUCUUAAAACAAUGGUCAUUGAUCAUUUAGAUAAAAAUGAUCCAUCUAAUAAUAUACCUAACACAUAUUCAACCUAUUUAAUUCUUGAGAUUUUGAUUAAAUUUAGUGGGGGAGUGUCUAACUAUGUAUCUAAUUUGUCAAACAAUGGAAAUGAGAAGGAACUUGAAGCAAGUGUUGAUUUAAUUAAUGCGAUUAUGGGAUCAACAGCUUCUGAAGUUACAUCCUUAUAUGAAAGAUUCAUAUAUACAUCAUUAAAUGACUUACUUUUUCAAAAAGUUUUGAAGUCAUAUCAAAGUUUCACUCACGCAAUAGGAUUAUUAGGAUUGAAUUCUAUAAGGAAUAUUUUACUAUUGAAAUUGUCAAAUGCAAUUACAAAGAAUGUUAGUAAACAAGAAAUUAAAGACGACUCUGAAACUACUUCAAUUUAUGAGGAUCAAAAGAAACAGUUGAUGGCACUUGGUGGAUCUAUUGUUGAAUCCAUAAGUUCAACAAUUCAGGGAAACGACACAAAUGGUUAUUCGGUUUCUUUCAAGUCGAGAUAUUUUAAUUCACGUCAUGUUCUUUGUUUAAAAACAUUCUUAAAUUUAGCUGUGUCAUUAGGAUCUACACUUGGUGAAGCAUGGUCCAUUAUUUGGAUAACAUUACAAUGGGUUGCAUAUUACUUGAAUGGACUGGAUGAUUUUAGUGGUUCCAAAGAAUCUUCAGCAACUUCACCAUCUAUUUCAACAUUUACAAAUUAUUCGAAACCUCAAUUAACUCAAACUGAUUAUGGAAUAAUUGAUUUAGCAUAUAAACGGCUUUUCGAUAGUAUAAAUGAUAUUCCAGCUAAUUCUUUUAAAGAAGUUUUGGAGUGUUUAGGUGAAUUAUCAGAUGUUGCUUUCUCCAGUAAACUAGAAAAUGAAUUUAAAUUUGGAUUAGAGGAAUCACCAUAUAAUAAAACAUUUUAUUUAAAUAUGAUCUUUCAGAUUUGUGAUUUGAAUACCGAAAAAUUCUUGAUUAAAGAUGAUGAAGUUUGGGGUUCUUUUACUGAAUAUAUCACCAAGCUUGGAUCCAAGAGAGAUUUGAAUUUUAAUAUAAGAGUAUAUAUAGUUGAAUCUUUUACCAAAAUCAUAACUUCGAUGGCUUUUAAAGGUUUCAAUAAUGAUGAAUUGGUAUCACAAACAGCUGAUAAAACACUAGAUGGAUUAAAUUUAUAUUUGGAGAAAUUGUUCAAGCAAGGUAUCCCAAAGGAAUUGUUAGUGUUAAAUUGUGAAACGGAAAUUCAUUUGACUAUUUUAACAACAUUAUAUUUUCUCAUUGAAAAAUAUGAUUUACAUUAUCAAAAUUCAUGGGGUAAAGUAUUUCAAAUUUUAAAUACACCAUUUGAAGUUACAGGUACAGAUGAAACAAAUUUAAAAGAAAAAUUUCAAUCAAUGGUUGAAAAAUCGUUUGAAACUAUGAAAUUAAUACUUGAUGAAUUUUUAUUAUCAUUACCAUUUCAACAAUUGAAAAAAUUAAUUGAUACUUUAAUUAAUUUUGCAAAUCAAUCAUUUGAUCUAAAUAUUUCAUUUAGUGCAGUAAGUUAUUUUUGGUUAAUUAGUGACUCAUUAAAAUCAAGAUUAUCACAAUUUGAAAAUAACAAUAACACUAAUGAGUUAGUCUCAAAUAUUAACCUGGAAAAACAAUUGAUUAAUUACAUUGAUACAACAAAUGAAUCAUAUAAUGCAUAUAUCUGUCUUGAUUUAUAUUUAUUAUUUGGAUUAGCUAAAAUUUCAAAACAAGAAACAGAAAGAGCUCAAGUUCGUGAAGGUGCAAUUCAAACUUUUUUUCAAAUAAUUGAUGUUCAUGGUAUUAUAAUGGAAGAAAAUUGGGAUAUGAUUUAUUCAAUUGCAUUUCCUUGUCUUUUUGAAAUUAUACCUCCAAAAAAUAAUAAAGAAUGGAAUGAAACAAUAAGAUUAUUAUUAGAAGGAUUUGUUACUAUGUAUAGGAAAUUUUUCCUCAUUUCAAAUUCAAAAAUUAUAAAUUUAAUUGAUAAAUGGCAAAUGUUGUUAAAUUAUAUGAAUAAAUUAUUAGAUUUACAAGAAAUUGAAAUUAGUAUAUUUGUUUUUAAAUCUUUUCAAAAUUUAAUUGAAUCACCUUUUGAAAUUAAUAAUGAUGAAAUUCGAGAAAUGCUAUUCAACUUAUGGAGUAAUUAUUCAAUUGAAUAUAAUUUAAUAGAUAUUAAUUAUCAAGAGACUUUAGUUCAAUAUAUGAUAUGUUUCACAAAAUUAUAUCGAAUUAUUGAAAAAAAUUUAACAUUAAAUCAUGUGGAUAAAAUAGUUGAUGUAUUUAAUAAGUCAGCAAGGUAUCCUAUAUUAUCGAAGCAACAAACUGAUGAGAAUAAACCAAGUAAGUUACAGUCUACAAUCUUAUCAAAUAUUAAAGUAAUUAAUAAAGAUGAUAUUCAAGUUCAAGCAGUUAUUAUUCAAUUAUUAUCACAAAUGAUUAUAUAUCCUUAUGCAGUCAGACCAAGAAUAGAACAAAAGUUAAGUUCGAAAUUGCUAUCUAAAAAAAAUUAUAAAAUCCCUACAUUCAUAGCAAUAAGUUCAUUUGCAAUUGAAAUUAUGAAAGAAAAAUUUGAAAAAUUUGGUUAUAUAAAUUUAUUUACAAAUGAUCAAGAUAUAAAUAAAUGUAUUAAAUCAUUAUUAGAAUUAAUUGAAAAUAGAGCUGUAGGAGUGAAACAAGUUGAUAAAUUACCACUUUGGAUUCAAGCACAUAAUAUUUUACAAAGAAUUAUUGAAGAAUUAAUAUUACAAAAUGAAAUAAGUGAAGAUUUAUGGGAGUUGAUACUUAAAAAUUUAUCAUUAGCGUUUAAUAUGAAUAAUGAAAACGACAAAUGGAAUCAAUUGACUAUAGAUGAGGAGCAAGUUAAAAUCCAACAAUAUAAAGAAAUAAGUGAUAAAGUUAUACCUAAAUUAAUUGAAGAUAAGAAUGAAUUAAUAUGUGAUUUAAUCAAAAAUCUUUAUUUAAAUUCCUUUUUAUAUGAUUUAAAUGAGGAAGAGAAAAAAAUUAUCAAAUUUCAAGAUGAAAAUGAAGAACAAAUAAUUGAAUCAAUAAAUAAAUUGACAAUGUAUGAUUUUGAUGAAAAUUUUACAACAACUGAACCAAUCAAAUAUUUUAAAAAUGAAAAAAUUAGAUUUAAUUGUUUAAAAGAAUUAUUUAAUUUAUUGAAAAUAUUAAAUCAAAAACAUCAAAAUGAUAAAACAAUUAAUAAAUUUAAAUCACAAAUUGAAUUAUAUAUAAUUAAAAGAAUAAGUUUUACUCUCAGAAGAAUUAUAUCAGAUUUAAAAAUAUUAGGUAAAAAAAGACCAAUACCAAUAUUACAAAAUGAAGAAAUUAAUUAUAUUUUAAAUAAUUUAAUUGAAAUUAAAGAAAUAAUUCAAAAUUCAAAUGUGACUGAAAAUAAAAAUAUAUUAGAAUUUAAAAAAUUAAAUAAAUUAAUUAUUAAAUUAAUUCCUUAUAAUUAUAGAUUUCAAAAUAAUGAUUGGAUUAAAGUAUUAGAAGAUAAUAAAUGA
This is a messenger RNA of Lodderomyces pseudojiufengensis, 4755 nucleotides long. RefSeq names its product Mon2p (gene MON2). The record is from RefSeq and is a predicted model, not a curated record. Lineage: Eukaryota; Fungi; Ascomycota; Pichiomycetes; Serinales; Debaryomycetaceae. Bases 1 to 4755 code for a protein of 1584 amino acids. The transcript has a single exon.